AUGAAAGAUGAACGUCUUACAAUGAAUGAAACCUACUUUGAAAAAGUCGAAAAGGAAACGGAAAAGAAGGUAGUCGAUGUCGAAGAUGGUAAAACGGAUUCGAAAAAGGUUGAUAAGGACUCGAAACCAAAAGAAAAUGGAAAGAGUGAAACAAAUGAAAAGAGCGAACCUGAAACGAACGGAGAAACAGAUUCAAAGGAGGCGGCGGCGGCGGCGGCGGCGGCGGCGGCGGCGGCACCGGGAACGAAAAGAAAAUCGGGAGCCGGUGACACGACCGAUGGUAAAACACCAUCAGGACCGGGAGAGGGAGUGACACCAGAAAAAAAAGCAAAGAUCUCAAAUGAUGAAAAGAAAGAUUCGACAAAUGGAGAAUCGGAGGUUGGAACGGAGAGUGGAGGAGAAGCGAAAAAUAUGAGUUACCAAAAGCACGCGUAA
Messenger RNA from Pediculus humanus corporis (human body louse), 435 nucleotides. Its product is annotated as Neuromodulin, putative. Bases 1 to 435 code for a protein of 144 amino acids. The record is from RefSeq and is a predicted model, not a curated record. Lineage: Eukaryota; Metazoa; Arthropoda; Insecta; Psocodea; Pediculidae. The transcript has 3 exons.